UUCUCUCCCGUCAAGCUUGCUUGCUGCCCCCCUGGACCGUCGCUUGAUUGGGCUUUCUGUGGGUACAGGGUUGAUAGUAGCGGAAACAAGAUGAUCGCUGAGUCGUCAAUGCCUGACAGGCGGCCCUCUCCCAAUCUGAGCCUCGAGCUCUCCUCCAACAACCCAUUCCGCAAUCGCGCUUCAUCGCCUGCUCUCCAAACCCCCACCAGUGCCGGUAGCCGUCCAAUGUCGCGUAACCCCUUUGUGCAGACUUUCGAGGCCGAGUUCAACAAGCAGGCCCAACUCAUCGACAUGUCGGCCAACAUGAAAGAGUCGCCAAAAAAGGCCACAUUUGCAAAUACUACUGAAGAACUCUUUAACAAUCUCACUCUUGACGAUGGUGAGCAAAAGAGGCGCCCCGCACCCCCGCGCCCCUCGCGUAGCGGAACUACACCUGUGACCAACCACCGUCCCUCCCGUUCUGACGAGGAAGAUCGAGAUCGAGACCGCCGCUCGCGUGAUGCCGACGACGACAGGAGGCGGAUGCGAGACAGAGACGACGACAGACGGCGACGUGACAACGAUGACGAUAGGCGACGACGUGACGAUGAUGACAGGCGACGAGUCCGUGGUCCUCCCCGAGGUCCUCCCCGUCCUGGUGGCUCCGGCUCCCGUCCAAGAAACAGCCCUGACAGACGCGAGAGGAGGCCGAGGCGCAACUCCGAGUCUUCGAUGAUCGACAAGGGCUCGCUAGAUCCAGACGAAGAACGCAGACGCCGACAGCGUCGCAGAGAGAGAGACGAGCGAUCCAAAGACGGAAAGUCUCGUUCUGGAAAAGUACGAAAACCCCACGGCCUCGACGUCAUUGACAAAUUGGACGUGAGCGGUAUCUACGGACCGAGCAUGAUUCAUCACGACGGGCCCUACGACGCUGUACAGCCGCAUCGCAAUCGCAAGAAGGACCACCGCGCCCCCAUGGAAGCGUUCCCACUUGGCUCCGCCAACAACGCUCUGGGUGGUAACGGGCCUGUCAAUAACAAGAUCGAUCUAGACCGCAUUCAUGGCCGUGGAGCAGAGGGUUUCACUGAUUUCGGCCAGACUGAAGCACAGCCUUGGAAGAAGCGUACUGAGAGCGAUGCACCAGGUACUACGUACGGACCUAAGGAUCCCGAGCAUAUUGUUCACGGUGAUGUCAGCGAGGGGUUGGGCACUUCUACGUUCCUGGAUGGCGCUCCAGCUUCACGUGCAGCCAUUGCACAGCGCGAAUCGGAGAAUCAGAAAGCCUUGGCUGACGGCGGUGGCCUUGGCCGUAAGAAAUCGAUUGCACAACGCUUCCGAGGAAUAUCACAGCCUCGACGCGAUAUGGACGGCCGACCCCGCAUCACGUCUCCGGAUGCUAGGUACGGCACGAGGAGCCCCAGUGGACCAUUAUCGACGGGCGGCAUUCAGGGAAGCUCGAAAACGACCGAAGCCAACCCUUUCUUCGACAACUAUGACGAGGCCUACGAAAGGAAAACGACUACAAUCAAAAUCGCCGAAUCAGAGAACAGGGAGGGCGCUGGCUCACCAGCCUCGCCCAGUGGCCGCAAUCCUCUUACUCGAGCUAUAACUUCAGAUGGCGCCGCAUCUCCCCGUGAGACGAAGCCCCAGAUUGGAGCCGGAUUCCUGAACCGCGUCAAGAGUUUGAAGGGUGGCCGGAGACCACAACGGCCCGAGCGUCCAGCUGCGUAG
Messenger RNA from Periconia digitata, 1710 nucleotides. Lineage: Eukaryota; Fungi; Ascomycota; Dothideomycetes; Pleosporales; Periconiaceae. The record is from the annotation of a GenBank genome assembly.